UGGCCGGGGCCGGCACCGGCACCGCCCGCGGCUGCUCCCAGCAACGCCUCAGGAAGUGAGGGCGGCUCGGGCCAGGCCGGCCGCGGGGCCCAGCGGGGCCGGGCCAGGCCCGCUCCAUUCCCGGACCCGCUCCAUUCCCGAUCCCUCAUCGCUGCCAUGGGCCCGGCCAGGCUCCCGGCGCCCCGCGGGCUCGGCUGCUUUGUGCUGGUGCUGCUGCUGCUCCUGGGCGGCUCGGGCAGCCCCGGGACAACGCCGCCGCCCCGGGCGCCCUGGGCAGAGGAGCAGGGAGCCGUCCCGGAGGGGGCACCGUGGGGCAGGGUGAGGUACGAGGCCGUGAAGAAGCAUCUGGGAGCUCUCUCCAAGCACUACUGGCAGUACCUGGCGUGCAAGGUGUGGCAGGAGGGCUGCGAGGAGGAGGAGAAGCAGCAAGGAGAACGAGAGGCCAGUCCCGUCCCAGGCUGGGGCUUUCCUCUGGUUGGCCAGGAUUACCUGGAGAUCCUCUCUGCCUGGUACUGCAGCUUCGGCAAGUGCUGCGAGACAGGAGACUGCAGGAUCAUCAACAACAUCACAGGGCUGGAGGCAGAGCUCAAUGGGCAGCUGCACGGGCAGCACCUGGCCAAGGCCGUGGUGCUGCGGGCGGUGCAGGGCUUCCUGCAGGGCCCACGGCCCCCCAAGGCUCUGGUGCUGUCCUUCCACGGCUGGUCUGGCACGGGGAAGAACUUUGUGGCUCGCAUGGUGGCCACUCACCUGUUCCGGGACGGGCUGAGGAGUGACUGUGUCAGGGUGUUCGUGUCCCUGCUCCACUUCCCACACCACAACUACGUGGACUCCUACAAGGCCCAGCUGCAGAGGCAGAUCAGCGAGACCCUGCAGCGCUGCAGGCAGGCCCUGCUCAUCUUCGACGAGGCCGAGAAGCUGCACUCCAACCUCCUGGAUGCCAUCACACCCUUCAUGGCUCAGCACACCAGCAAGGGCCAGGCAGAUCAGCAGAGAUCCAUCUUCCUCUUCCUCAGCAAUCUUGGUGGCAACACCAUCAAUGAGGUGGCCCUGGACUUCUGGCGAGCCGGGCGGGCGCGGGAGGAGAUCCCCCUGGAGCUGCUGGAGCAGCGGCUGCGCCUGGAGCUGCAGGAGGCUGCAGAGAACAGCUGUGCCCACAGGCAGCUCCUCAGGGAGAAGCUGAUCGAUUUCGUGGUGCCGUUCCUGCCCCUGGAGUACCAGCACGUGAGGCUCUGUGCACGGGACGCCUUCCUGGCCCGGGGCCUUCCCUACACCGAGGCAACGCUUGACCAGGUGGCCCAGAUGAUGGUGUUUGUCCCCAAAGAGGAGAAGCUUUUCUCUGCACAGGGCUGCAAAUCCGUGCCCCAGCGCAUCAAUUAUUUCCUUCCUUGAACACCAGGGGGACCA
Messenger RNA from Melospiza georgiana, 1404 nucleotides. RefSeq names its product torsin family 3 member A (gene TOR3A). Gene Ontology annotation, cellular component: nuclear envelope; endoplasmic reticulum lumen. The record is from RefSeq and is a predicted model, not a curated record. The transcript has 6 exons. Bases 157 to 1389 code for a protein of 410 amino acids. Lineage: Eukaryota; Metazoa; Chordata; Aves; Passeriformes; Passerellidae. Gene Ontology annotation, molecular function: ATP binding; ATP hydrolysis activity.